Exophiala dermatitidis NIH/UT8656 is the source of this 938-nucleotide messenger RNA. RefSeq lists its product as uncharacterized. The transcript has 3 exons. The coding region runs from base 1 to 867 and encodes 288 amino acids. The record is from RefSeq and is a predicted model, not a curated record. NCBI's taxonomy places the organism in Eukaryota, Fungi, Ascomycota, Eurotiomycetes, Chaetothyriales, Herpotrichiellaceae.
AUGGUUGCAGCUAACUCUGUCCUCCUCCUUGCCGGCCUCUACGGUGCCAGCGUCCUCGCCGCACAUGGAGAGGACUAUGCAAAGACCAUGGGCCCAGUUGCAUUUCUGUGGCCCGACGACCGUAUCUGGGACGCAGAUCACGACAACAGUGCGCCCUGUGGAACAGCGUCUCCCCCGAACAACCGAACUCAGUUUCCACUGCUGAACGGCCAAAUCGCCUUGGUUGCACAAGAUGAAGCUUUCGGAAUCCAAGUUGCCGUCUCAUACAAAAACAACCCAACUUCCAACGAUGACUUCCAGACAGUGAUUGCCUCAACGAGGAUUCCAUCCCUGGAUGAGGGACAUCAAUGUUAUCCUCUUCCUAACCCGCCCGCUGAUGUCGAGGCUGGCUCCAAUGCAACCGUGCAAAUCAAAUACAUCUCGGACUUCGACACCAACCAGAACCAAACCUUCUAUGCCUGUGCAGACAUUACUUAUGUCCCAACCAGCGCUUUCACUUACCAGGUCCCCUGCUUCAACGCCACCAUUGACGACUACACCGUCUCUGACAAUGACGAUGGUGACGAUGCUUCUGCCUCCAGCACCAGCGCUGCCCCCAACGCUGCCACCGCGACUGCGACUUCAGCAUCUGGCGCAUCAGCCGCAUCUGCGAGCUCAGCUGUACCCGAGAAGGAGCACAAGUCUUCCUCGGAUCUCUCUGGAGGUGCUAUCGCAGGCAUCGUUGUCGGAGUUGUGGCUGGUGUCGCCAUUGCUGUUGCUGCUGUCUUCCUCGCCUGGCGUCGCAACCAAGUGAAGAAGCGAGCUCGUGCAUCGGUCCGAGCUGUCAACUGGGAGAAGCCAAUGGAACAAACCGCAGCCAGCGCUUAAAGUAGCGCCAUCCCAGAAACCCGGGCUUUUGACCAGCCAUGACAAGAGACUCUCUGUGAAGGAGAAGGGAG